AUGGUCAAUAUUUUCAUAAUUCUGAUCAUUAUGCUGACUUCAGCCAAUUCCCUUCAAGUCAGUUCGAAAGCAAAGACCACCAAAGCCCCCUCAAAGGAGGUAUUACCCACUAAUGCUACGCUAAUCGCUAAUGUGACAGCAGCUCCUCCACCGGAAAAACUAGCGGAAGUUCACAUCGAUCAGCACAAAACGAUUCGAAUUAGUAAGGGUGACUUGGACGAUCUUUUGGAUGUUUAUAUGGGAAGGAUAGCGGAAAGUGCCGCCACCAUCAAGGAUAAGGAGAAUGAGAUUAACAUGUUGCAAACCAAGGACCAAACAGACGGUGAGCUGUUGAAGAAAUUUGAAAACCUUACCCAGGUGUGCAGUGCCCAAAACUCUUCAUUUUCGAUUGCCAUCAAAGAUAAAGAUGAGAGGAUCAAGGAACUGGAGCAAAAAAUCAAGGUAUACGAAACGCGAAUGAAGAGAAAACAGCAUGUGCUGACCGAGCUGAGAAAGCUGAAUGAAUCUAGUGCCCUCCUAAUUGAUCAUCUCAAAGGAAAGGUUGUGUAUUUCGAGAGGAAGUUCCGGGAGAAGAAGGACGAUCUGCUGGCGGAUUGGGAGGCGGCCACCACGACCUGUGUGCCCUAUGGCCGUUCACCCGGAAUCCACUUGAUCCACCUGCCCGAAUUCCUGCCCUUUCUGGUAGCCUGCGAAGGACAAACUGCUGCCGGACCCGGCUGGACUUCCAUCCAGAGACGAUUGGACGGAUCCGUGAAUUUCUACCGAAAUUGGGAUGCCUACAGCAAGGGAUUUGGCAAACUGAACGGCGAGUUCUUCAUCGGAUUGGAGAAGCUACACCGCCUGACCAGUUCGCAGCCGCACGAGCUGUAUAUCAGCAUCAGGAGAUUCGGCGGCGAGAUGAGCUAUGCCCACUACGACGACUUUCUUAUCGGCAGUGCGGAGGAAGGCUACGAACUGAAGCUACUGGGUCACUAUCAGGGAAACGCCAGCGAUGCGUUGCGCACCCACGACAAGAUGAAGUUCUCGACCUUCGACCGGGACAACGACGCCUUCACGCACAUGAACUGUGCGAAGCAUCAUCAAGGAGCAUGGUGGUACGACUUCUGUUCCCGAAGCAAUUUAAAUGGCAAAUACUUCAAGGGCGAGGUGGACAAUCCGCAGAGCAUCUACUGGGAGCCAUGGUACAGCUUUCGAUCCCUGAAGUCCGUCCAGAUGCUCAUCCGCCCCAAGAGCCAAAUGGAGCUAAAGGACCUGCCCAAGGCAAAGCGCGCGCCGAGGGAUCCAAGAUAAUUUCUAAUUAUUUGCCACAACCGAGUGCUCACGGCAGUAAAUUUGAACCAUAUAAAUCUCACUUCGACGCCAAAGCCUAUUAAUCUCUGUUUACCUCUCCGACGCCCCCUGCGACAGUUGAUUGGGUUUCGAUUUUGUUUGUGGCCCCGGUCCUCGGGUAAUUACUCCGUUACAGUUCACUGCAUAUCGCUCUAGACUUUUUGUUUGUUUCGCACACAAGUCAUUGGGUGCAAUUAAUUUUCAUUUUCCGCCGUUCUCGUAAUUUGCUCUGUUGCAACAAUUUAAUGAAAUCUAAUUGAGUGUGUGCAUUGGGCCGAUAAAAAUGAAAUAACUCUGGUCACUGGGAGAUUCCUCCGUCUCAUUUGUCACUUGCACUUUCAUCGCGGCGACGCCGACUGGAGCCGCUCAAUUGGAGUCAAUAAACGUUCGGCAAAUGAGCCAAAGGGGCGGUAUCUAAAUCAAUAUCGAUUCGAGCGGAAGAUUUACGACUUCGGCAAAGAGUUAUUCAUACGUUCAUUCCAGUUUAUUAUGGAAAAUACUUAUUCCGACUGGUUGAAACCAGUUACAGCUCUUUUGACAUUCUAAAAUUUUCUCUUCUAGGCGAUAAGACCGAACUAAACCUUACAACUAAGUGCAUCAUUUGUAUAUGUAGAAGUUAAUUUAAUACACAAAUGUAUACAUUUUUGGUUUCACUUUCAAUGACUUUUGGAUCCGGCUCGUAAACCAGUUACAGGCAUUCAACAAAUGGCUAGCUAAUCGUUUGACUACGACGAUAACGCUUACAGAACUUGAGAGGUAUUUAUCAGACAUUCUUAAAUAGCAAAUAAAUACAUUACUUAGUGCUAGAUUAACGAUAUGAUAGGUACGUUCUACCUUUCAGACGGCAAUUUCUUUAAGUACUCGGGCACACAUCUAACUCUUUACGAUUGCCCUGUAAAUAUUGUAA
Molecule: messenger RNA, 2236 nt
Organism: Drosophila takahashii
Lineage: Eukaryota; Metazoa; Arthropoda; Insecta; Diptera; Drosophilidae
Source: RefSeq, a predicted model, not a curated record